UGCAGCGUUAAUUGUGGGACCUAAAAUGAUCAACCUACCUUCCAAGAAUUCCUUAAUCCUCAUCUUCCCAGUAACAUUUAUCAUUUUCCCAGUUCCCAAACAAACCCAGAACUAAUUUUCCUCCUUUUUUGUUUUGGUUUGAUUUUACCCUUUCGUUUCCGACGGCCCAAUCACAGGUACUUCUGAUAUUUCCGUCGAAUUCUCGCCGGGAACCCUUGGAUUCCGGCAAUCAAACAGGAGAAGAUGGUGUCUCCGGAAGAGAAUUCGAAUUGGCUUAUAGAUUACGACGUCAUCGAAGACAUUCCUGUCCCCGGCGGUAACCUCCCUGCCCUUGAACCCGGUUUUCAAUGGCCCUCAAAUGCUCUCGCCGGUUCAACCGAUUUCAGUGUAGAAUUUGACUACUCAUUGGGGAAAUCUGAUGGUUUAAAGGAAUCUGGCUCCCGAAAGAGGGCGAGGUCUGGAUGCAGUGCGUCUGAUUCCAAAGCAUGUAGGGAGAAAAUGCGGAGGGAUAAGCUGAAUGACAGAUUCCAAGAAUUAAGUUCAAUCCUGGAGCCUGGAAGGCCGCCAAAAAUGGACAAGGCUGUUAUACUGAGUGAUGCUGUUCGAAUGGUGACACAGUUAAGGGAUGAAGUCCAGAAGCUGAAGGAUUCAUGUGAGGAUUUGCACGAGAAGAUAAACGAAUUGAAGGAGGAGAAAAAUGAACUUCGUGAUGAGAAACAGAAGAUAAAGGCAGAGAAAGAGAAACUCGAGCAGCAAGUGAAAGCCCUGAGCACUCAACCGGGCUUCAUGCCGCACCCUGCCGCAAUCCCUUCUCCAUUUGCUGCUCCUGGCCAAGUUGUUGGCGGCAAGCUUAUGCCAUUCAUUGGCUACCCUGGAGUUCCCAUGUGGCAGUUCAUGCCGCCUGCUUCAGUUGAUACCUCACAGGAUCAUGCUCUCCGCCCUCCAGUUGCUUAAGUUUGCAGGCUUUCUUGGUCAGUCUGCAUUACCCGAGCGUGAGGAAUUGACUCUUUUUAUUUUGUUUUUUUUUUUCUUUUUCUUUUUCAACUGAUAUUGUUAACAUUCUUUUUGGAAAUUUUUUAGAGUGGAUCAGGUGGGUAAUGGACGGUGUUGGAAAUUGGCAACUUCCAUUGAUUAGUUUGGUACUCGGAAAUUUUCCAAUUAAAUCUAUUGUGUUUAUCUGUUAGGAAGUUUUUUCAAUUUUCAAUUGUGACUUGUGAAACUAUUUUAGAAAACCGGGGAAAAAAUAAAUAAAUCAUGCUCGUACUCUAGAA
Molecule: messenger RNA, 1271 nt
Organism: Cornus florida
Lineage: Eukaryota; Viridiplantae; Streptophyta; Magnoliopsida; Cornales; Cornaceae
Product: transcription factor ILR3-like
Exons: 5
Coding region: 244-954 (236 amino acids)
Biological process (GO): intracellular iron ion homeostasis; regulation of DNA-templated transcription
Molecular function (GO): protein dimerization activity; DNA-binding transcription factor activity
Source: RefSeq, a predicted model, not a curated record